GGAGGAGCUGCCGCGCGCCCGCCACUGCCGCUCGGCUCCACACAGCCGGCGCAGCCCAGCCACGAGACUCUGACAGCCGAGCGGCCCGCGCAGCUCCGGCGCACAGGGACGGACGGCGGCGAAGGCGGACGCGAGGACAGCGGCCGGCGCCAAGUGCAGGAGGCGCGCGGGUCCGGCGGCGCGCAGAGGUCUCCUCUGAAGCAGCUGGGAACUCAGAAGGCCUCACUACCCCUGAGGAGUAGGCCAGCCAGGAGAGCAGUAAGGGAUGGCAUGAAGCCCACCAGGGCCUGAGGAGUGCACAAUCUGCAGCUCGUUGGACCCGGAGCCUCCAAGUCGGGAGACUGUACCAGCGGGGAGACUCAAGAAGAAUUGAUACCUCGGCCCCAAGUGACAUGUACACGGUGUAAUGACAGGAAAUGAGCAGGUUUGCCGGAAAACUGCUGGCCUGAAAUUUAAGAAGAAGGCAUCGUUGCUUACGUUGCGUGAGUCCGUAGCAGCCACCAUUCCCGUAGCAUACAGAGCGAUGGAGUUUCACAUGGCUGUCCGUCCCCACGUUCAGGAAUUGCACAUUCCCAAAGUGGAAUACAGUGAAAUCGUGCCUGCGAGAAGAUUCCACAGCCUUUUCUAAAAGGCAGAUGCCAGCUGCCCAAUGACAAGCCCAACUCCGAGGGCCUUUGGGGUCCCGGGAAGAGCCCAGUGGUUCACUGAGAAGCCCCAGCUUUUGAGCAGGGCUCUGAAUUCCAGGGCUCUGGCUGAGAACAUGGCCAAUGGCAUUGACGAGCUGAUCGGCAUUCCCUUCCCCAACCACAGCAGCGAGGUCCUGUGCAGCCUGAACGAGCAGCGGCAUGACGGGCUGCUCUGCGACGUGCUCCUGGUGGUGCAGGAGCAGGAGUACCGCACCCACCGCUCCGUCCUGGCCGCCUGCAGCAAGUACUUCAAGAAGCUCUUCACAGCCGGCACCUUAGCCAGCCAGCCCUACGUCUACGAGAUCGACUUUGUCCAGCCCGAGGCGCUGGCCGCCAUCCUGGAGUUCGCCUACACCUCCACGCUCACCAUCACGGCCUCCAACGUCAAGCACAUCCUCAACGCCGCCAGGAUGCUGGAGAUCCAGUGCAUCGUGAACGUGUGCCUGGAGAUCAUGGAGCCCGGGGGGAACGGGGGGGAGGAGGACGACAAAGAGGACGACGAUGAUGACGAAGAUGACGAUGAUGAGGAGGACGAAGAGGAGGAGGAGGAGGAAGAGGAGGAGGAGGAGGACGAUGACACGGAGGAUUUUGCUGAUCAAGAAAACUUGCCUGACCCCCAGGACAUCAACUGCCACCAAAGCCCUUCCAAGACGGACCACCUCUCGGAGAAGGCCUACUCAGACACACCCAGGGACUUCCCAGAUUCCUUCCGGGCCGGCAGCCCUGGCCACCUGGGCGUGAUCCGGGACUUCUCCAUUGAAUCUCUGCUGAGGGAGAACCUGUACCCCAAAGCCAACAUCCCUGACAGGAGACCCUCCUUAUCUCCAUUCGCCCCGGACUUCUUUCCACACCUCUGGUCAGGGGACUUCGGUGCCUUCGCCCAGCUGCCCGAGCAGCCCAUGGACAGUGGGCCCCUAGACCUGGUCAUCAAGAACCGCAAGAUCAAGGAGGAGGAGAAGGAGGAGCUUCCGCCACCUCCACCGCCGCCCUUCCCCAGCGACUUCUUCAAGGACAUGUUCCCGGACCUUCCCGGGGGGCCGCUGGGCCCCAUCAAGGCAGAGAAUGACUACGGUGCCUAUCUCAACUUCCUGAGCGCCACCCACCUAGGGGGCCUCUUCCCGCCCUGGCCGCUGGUGGAGGAGCGCAAGCUGAAGCCCAAGGCCUCUCAGCAGUGCCCCAUCUGCCACAAAGUCAUCAUGGGGGCCGGGAAGCUGCCACGGCACAUGAGGACCCACACCGGGGAGAAGCCAUACAUGUGCAACAUCUGCGAGGUCCGCUUCACCAGGCAGGACAAGCUGAAGAUCCACAUGAGGAAGCACACGGGGGAGCGGCCCUACCUGUGCAUCCACUGCAACGCCAAGUUCGUGCACAACUACGACCUCAAGAACCACAUGCGCAUCCACACGGGCGUGCGGCCCUACCAGUGCGAGUUCUGCUACAAGAGUUUCACGCGCUCCGACCACCUGCACCGCCACAUCAAGCGCCAGAGCUGCCGCAUGGCCCGGCCCCGGCGCGGCCGGAAGCCCGCCGCCUGGAGGGCCGCCAGCCUGCUCUUUGGGCCCGGCGGCCCGGCCCCGGAGAAGGCGGCCUUCGUGAUGCCCCCCGCGCUGGGUGACGUGGGCGGCCACCUGGGCGGGGCCGCCGUGUGCCUCCCGGGCCCCAGCCCCGCCAAGCACUUCCUGGCGGCGCCCAAGGGCGCGCUGAGCCUGCAGGAGCUGGAGCGGCAGUUCGAGGAGACGCAGAUGAAGCUGUUCGGGCGCGCGCAGCUCGAGGCCGAGCGGAAUGCGGGGGGCCUCUUGGCCUUCGCGCUGGCCGAGAACGUGGCCGCCGCGCGUCCCUACUUCCCGCUGCCCGACCCGUGGGCCGCGGGCCUGGCCGGCCUCCCCGGGCUCGCCGGCCUCAACCACGUGGCCUCCAUGUCUGAAGCCAACAACUAGGCUGGUCCUCAUCAACCCCAGUCCUGCUUCCCUGUCCCCUCCCAGGCCCACCUGCCCCAUCCAAUGGGUUUGAACUUUUUAUUUCAAAAGGAAAAAGGAAAAAAAUAGCAGCCGCAGUGGUAUUUUCUGGGCCUCCUGAGGCAGCUGCCUCCCCUUUGCUAGUGUCUGAGUUGGGCAUCUCCUCCCAAAAGGCUUGGCCUCUCUCUGGCUGUCUCUCUGCUCUCACACAGAAACUCACAGGGGCCCAUGCCAAAGAGGAGGCCCCAGGCCAGGUGUCCGGGAGCACUUUGGAGCUGUGUGGGGCUAGACGGAGGGAGGUGGCUUGGCCAGAGGCAGACCGGAUGGAGCAGGGAUGAAGGUAGGGCCCUGAGAUACACAUCCUGAGCCCCACCACUCUAAGGCAGAGUCCCUGCUGACACUGUUCCGAUGGGUCAUUUUUCCCAUCUCCAGUGGUUUUGGGAUCCUUAGGGGAAGUGCCCUAUUGGCAGGGAGGCCUCCCGGCGUCAGGAGGGGGGGCUCCUGGAGUCCGGGCCCAUUUUUCCCUCCCUGUCCUGUGACCGCAGACAGGUCAGCCCUCUGUACCCCAGUUUCACCCUGCUGUGAAAGGGGGCUGGUAAUUUUGUUUCCCCCUCCCAUCCACCCACCGACACACUCACACAUGCCCAUCCCUCCAGAGAGAAGCCUUGAGAGAGCAGGAGCUUUGCAGUCUUAAUGUCCCUGGUGACACUGUUUUACUGGACUUAGUUUUAUCACGUCCACCUCUACGUUGGCACAGGUGAGAAAUGUGGCCAAACUAGACAGGGUAACAGAGGAAGAGGGCUGGGGUGGGCUUGUCCACAGCCCCCAGGCAGCUUUGGGGAACUCUAAAUCCUAUCCUCCCCUCUGGGCAGGCCACUGUGCGCAUCCGGGGGCUACCAUCUCGCAUUGUCCCCACCUCUGCGUGGUCCCUCCAAUGCCAUUAGGAGUCUUUCAGGACUCCGAGGGCCAACACAGAAGGAAUGGGGGCCUCCUCUUAACACGUGGCAGCUGCCCCUCUCCACCUGAUUCUCGGAAACAGACAAAAUGCCCAGUUACCCAGGUGUAUGUUUGCUUUUCAGCUGUGGGCUUCUCAGGACUUUGGCAUUGUUGUGUUUGAACACCCUCAACCCCUCCGUGGUCCCCCAGGGAGGAAGCCAGCUGUCCGGUGUGGGAAGUCAGAGGCUUGGCUCCAAUAUGGGCUUGGAGGGCUCUGUGAGUGAGGGCUGUCCACGCAUUCUCCCUGGCUCUCUGGUAUGUAGCCGGUCCUGAGAAGGAAGACAGCUCUGCUGGCCCAGUGCCUUCCUGAUCUUCUCUCCCAUCUCCUGCCCUUCCCUCCCUUUUCUUGCUGAGUUUGCUUUUGUUUCUCAGUAGCCCAGAGAAGGGAGGAGAGUUCUUCUGUGCAGAUGGCCCAGGGCUGGUGUCCCCAAUCCAGGAGCUGUGGACACAGAGACUUCAGCUCUUCCUAUUGCCUUGGCUUCUUCCUGAGCAAACACAAACAAAAAGGCCAGAGAAGACCACAGACUCUGUCACUCUCCCAGCUCCCCCGCGAAGAGACCCGUGACUCCACACACCACCAGCUGCCCUUUCAGCCAGAGGGAACUGUUGCUGACACCCUCUUGUCCUCAGAUGUCAUCUGCUGGGCAGCUGCCUCUCACACUCCUGCCUCCAUUUCUGACCCUCGCUUCUGGGACCCACCAGCCAACAUGCCUGUGUCCCCGCCUCAGCCAAGGGAGUGGGGCUGACCCAAACUUUAAGGGAAAACGAGGAAAAACGAACAAAUUAGAAACCAGUGGUGUUGGGGCUUUUGUUUUUAUUUUGUAAAAGUAAUGACUUCUCAUAAACUCAAUUUUUCAGACGA
Molecule: messenger RNA, 4499 nt
Organism: Eubalaena glacialis (North Atlantic right whale)
Lineage: Eukaryota; Metazoa; Chordata; Mammalia; Artiodactyla; Balaenidae
Gene: ZBTB7C
Product: zinc finger and BTB domain containing 7C
Exons: 6
Coding region: 650-2623 (657 amino acids)
Biological process (GO): regulation of transcription by RNA polymerase II
Molecular function (GO): protein binding; RNA polymerase II cis-regulatory region sequence-specific DNA binding; DNA-binding transcription factor activity, RNA polymerase II-specific
Source: RefSeq, a predicted model, not a curated record